Messenger RNA from Solanum tuberosum (potato), 2045 nucleotides. RefSeq names its product octanoyltransferase-like. The transcript has a single exon. The record is from RefSeq and is a predicted model, not a curated record. Gene Ontology annotation, molecular function: lipoyl(octanoyl) transferase activity. NCBI's taxonomy places the organism in Eukaryota, Viridiplantae, Streptophyta, Magnoliopsida, Solanales, Solanaceae. Gene Ontology annotation, biological process: protein lipoylation. Bases 1011 to 1649 code for a protein of 212 amino acids.
UAUAGCUUCACCAAAAGGGUGAUGGGGAAAAAAUCCAUUCUUGGUGAAUAUUUUGAUGUAACACUCAUGCUUUCAAGGGGAUUUUCUAUUUGAUGUAUGGUAGGUAAAUGAAGGGGAAAAAACUAGAUCUUGCUUUGUUAGCUUCCUUAACUUUUGAGUUUUGAGCAUAUAGGGUUGUAUGUUGUAAAAGGGGUGUUUCUUGUUGUUGUAAACUAAAUUAUGAAAUUGAUUACUUUAUCCAAUAACAGAAGGAAAAAAAGGAAAACCCCAGAUCUUGAUUUGGCAUUAUAUUGAAUAAUCAGAUUCAAAGACAAAUUUUUAAAUUGGAUUUUAAAUGUAUAUAUCCCUGGUGAGAGUCUUUGUUGUACUAUCUGAGGUCAUUGGUCACUCCGAGUAUUGUUCUCAAUCAGAGUUCUCAGAGCUCUUUGUUUAUAGCCAAAAUUGCAAAGAGAAGUAAGGUUCCAAUUCUUCAACUCUAUGUUCAUUUUCGUUUCCUUUUCGAUUUGAUAUUUUGGCGAUGUGAUUUUGUGAUUCAUGGAAUGGGCAAUCUGUUUGUUUAGAAUGAAGACUAGUUUAAAAGGAAUAAUAAUGGUUUGCUAAAUAGGUGAAUUUGGGAUGAAAGAUGAUUUGUGUGAUUAAAGAAGCCUAAUUGAUUAAUGAUUUAGAAUAAGUUCUGUUUAAAUUAUGGAACAAGUUUUAUUGCAAUAUUAGUCUAUGAAUGAGGUUCAUGUAGGCAAAAUUUGAGACACAUUUGAUUGCUUGUGUGAUUUUAUUUGCUUUCUAAUAUCAUGUAUCCAUUUCCCGGAAAAAAACAAAUGUGAGAAUGGAGGGCGUUAAUGGACAGAUUUGUUUUAAACUCUUCUAUGCGCGUAAGGCGUAUCUUUGUCUUUACUUUGAGAAAAUGUAGAGUAUAACAUUUGGGAUAAGUUUGUGAUCUGAGAAACUGCUCCGGCCACAAAAUCUGAUAUUGUGAGCUUGUCAUUUUGUUUCAGUAUUCUUCACUUACACGAAUGAUUGAUUGUUUCGUGAUGUUCAGGCAAAUGAGGCGCAGUCGUGAGGUUUGGAAGAUGGGCACGGUAAAUUACCUGGAGGCACUGAAGUUGCAAGAGAAGCUGGCAUCUGAUAGAAAAGCUUUACAAAUUAUUAAUACCCUAUUAUCCCUACAACAUCCACCGACAUAUAUAGUUGGCAAAAGGGAAACAGUUCAUAAUCUACUCAUUCCUAAUUCCGAGCUCAAGUCCAUGGGGGUAGAACUUCACUAUACGCAUAGAGGAGGUGACAUUACUUUUCAUGGUCCUCACCAAGCGAUCUUAUAUCCCAUUGUUUCGUUGAGAGAUAUUGGUUUAGGGGCUAGAAUGUACGUUGAGAAGCUUGAGCUAACCAUGAUUGAAUUGGCAUCUAUGUAUGGUGUGAAAGCACAGGCUGGACAAAAAUGCGAAACUGGGGUUUGGGUUGAGGGCAGAAAGAUUGGCGCGAUUGGAGUUAGAAUUUCACCUGGGAUCACAUCUCAUGGAUUAGCAUUCAACAUGGACCCUGAUUUAAACUACUUUAAGCAUAUUGUGCCUUGUGGGAUUAGCGAUAAAGGUGUUAUGUCUUUGAAGAAUGAGACAGAUGUAGAGCUUCAUGCUGAAGAUGUGAUACAGGAGUAGUUGAUCGCUUGUUUUGUAAGAAUAUUUAGGUACAACGAUGUCGUUUUAAAAGAUAAGUUUGUGUUAUAAUUUGAUUAUAAGCACUAAUGUUACAUUAUGUGACUAAUUUUUGUAUAAGUAGACAUUGUUCAUUCAUUUGAUCAGAUUAGCAUUGUGGACGAGUAAGCGAUGAUAUCAAAAGCAGAUUUCUUGUGCUGUCCUUUGAAUUUUUAAUAUCCUUAUUUGUGGAUAUUUUUCACAAAGAGUUCUGUUUAUGAGGAACCUGAGUUCCUUUGACCCUAUGGAGGCACAGGUGAGUGAUACCAAAGUUUGUUGAAGACAUGACAAAGCAAAACAAACUCAAUGUAAUCCCAUAAGUAAAGUCUGAGAAGGGUAAGAUUAAAAGCCUUACACCUA